Oryza brachyantha (malo sina) is the source of this 2467-nucleotide messenger RNA. Its product is annotated as protein PLASTID TRANSCRIPTIONALLY ACTIVE 12, chloroplastic. Lineage: Eukaryota; Viridiplantae; Streptophyta; Magnoliopsida; Poales; Poaceae. The transcript is spliced from 12 exons. Gene Ontology annotation, biological process: response to light stimulus; positive regulation of DNA-templated transcription; positive regulation of red or far-red light signaling pathway. The coding region runs from base 252 to 1916 and encodes 554 amino acids. Gene Ontology annotation, cellular component: chloroplast; nucleus. The record is from RefSeq and is a predicted model, not a curated record.
CUGAAGAAAAUCACCACCCUCCUCCUCCCCUCCCCUUCCAAGCACCCAAACCAGUCCACCAGAAAGCUUCGGCGCGCACGUCCAUGGAGGAGCUCACCUCGCUUCCAACCGCAGUCCACACCACCACCUGAAUUCUAGACUAGAUUGCCCUUGCCCCAGUUCCUUGACCCCAUCCUCUUCCGCCCCCUCCUCCAUCCUCGGGCUCCAGCCAAGUAAGCGCGCAGCAGGAUCGUCGGAGGAGGGCGGGGGCCAUGGCGUCUUGCUCCCACACUUGGCUCCUCACAGGCAUGGCGCCGCGGGCGGCCGCCUCCACCGCGCAGGCGAUUCCUCGGCCCCUCGAGUCCUCGAAGGUGUUUGCUGGAUUGCCUCACCGAGGGAGGGUGCUGUUUUCUGGCCUAUCGAGCAGAGCGCGAAGAGGCAGGAUCAGGAGCGUCAAGGACGACUCGCUCCAUUUUGAUCAGUCUAAGAUCGAGGCGCCGCCGUACUCCAGUUACUUCGACUCCACGUCGGGCCAGCUCGAGCCGGCGUCGGGUGCGCGGGCAAGCAUACCUGGGCAGGAGUACUGGCCCGAGGGAACUGCAGCCCGCGCGCGCGCUGCCCGCGCACCUGCACCAAUGGGGGAAUCAACUGGGACACCGUCGUUUGGUAAGAAGCCAGGGAGUAGAAGGAAAGGGUAUAAGGAGCAGGUAGCAUCAGCAACGGCAGGGGGAGGCGCAGAGACCAGUGGAGAUGAGGGAGAGUCAGCUGUGGCCAUUGAGUCCUCAUCAGAUGAAGCACUGGAGGAGACAAAGGAUUCAUUGGAUGAAUAUGUCGUUUAUGAGAUGCCAAAGGAAGAAAAUUUGAGUGAAUAUGAGAUGGACAAGAUGAUGGGGCGGCCACACCCAUUUGUUGACCCGGAAAAGGCAAUGUCGCUAGGGGAAGCGAAAUCUAGUGAAGAGCUCUGGUGGCAUUGGAGGAGGAAGUCUGAGGAAAAUGAAAUGUGGUCAAGAUGGCAGAGGAGGCGCCCUGAUGUUGACACGGUCUUUGCAAAAGCAAUGGCAGAAACUGGGCAGAUUAAAAUAUUUGGGGACCACCCUUCCAGAACAGAAGCUGCUCUUGCCAAGACAAGAAGACAUUUAUUCAAAGAGGAGAGGUUAGAAGCAGAGCGAAGGAGACUUGAAGAAAUGGGGCCAAUAGCAUACUAUUCAGAAUGGGUUGAAGCAUAUAAAAACAAAGACACUUCACGGGAAGCCGUACAGAAGCACUUUGAGGAGACUGGUGAAGAUGAGAAUACUCAACUUAUAACAAUGUUUCAACAUCAAACCGCUGGGGAAUUUCGCAUCAUGAUGGGCACUGAUGUUCGUAUACAACGAGAUCCUUUGGCAAUGAGGAUGAGGGAAGACCAGAUCAAACAGAUUUGGGGUGGUGAUCCUGUUUACCCAACUGUGAACUACGUUCAUGAUCCUGAUGAAGUAGCAGACUACAGAGGUCCAGAAUUUCAUGAGCCUACCCCUGAAGUUGUACCUUACUUGAUGGAGCAUGGUAUAAUGAUCACAAAGGAAGAGCUAUAUGCACGUUUAAAUGAAGAGAUGGAAGAUAUCAAUCAAGACAUUACGUAUCUUCCUGAAGUCAGAGAUCCCAUGGCUACUGCUGUUGAUAUUGGAGAGCAUUCUUACAAUGAAGAUAGCGAUGAGGAGGAGGAUGAUGCUGACAAAGCUGUUGCACAGCCUGAGUCACUAGAGGAUGAUGACGAUGACGGGGAUGAUGGUGAGGAAGCUGAAGGGAAGGACAGUCGUAACUGGAGUGUUCAAAAGACUACUGGACAGGCUCAAAAGCCAAAGGAAAAGUUGAAGAAAGAUCAAAUGUCGCUAAAAGAAGCUAUUGAUGAUUCUGAGAACUUGACUGAUUUUCUUAUGGACUUCGAAGAAGAUGAGUAAUAUCUGGGCAUUAACCCUACUAUUUUGCACUUGACACAUGGGAACUUACUUCUGGAGGUCCAUAGCCGCUAGGCGCAAUGAAGACAACUGGAUGCCCACAAAACUCCACCUGUUCAACUGGGCCAAUCAUGUUGGAGAAUGAUAUGGUAGUAUGGGAGAUCAUACGAUGGAAGAUAGCAGCAGCUGCCUGUUUGAUUCACAAGUUGCAAUGCUAUUAGUAACAAAGAAAUCCACUGGGGAUGUGUUGGCGCAUGGCUCAAAAUUUGACAGUGCAAUGCUCUAUCUAGCAAAAAGAAAGUUGACCACUGCCAACAACCGGGACUGUGCUCAAUGUCUAUUGGAUAUCACAAUCUUGUACAUCUGAUCACGGUGCAUUUUCUUUGUAGCUACUGUAUGUUAGUUUGGUUAGACAGCAAAUACUGAGUCAGUUAUUCAAUUAUACUUGAGUAUCCUGAAUUCUGCAGUGUCUUGUCAACUAAAAGUGAGGCGAUGGUACAGUAAUAAAGUCUAAAGAGGACAAACUUACCUUGAGUCCAAAAAGUUUUAGGAUA